Molecule: messenger RNA, 7062 nt
Organism: Letharia columbiana
Lineage: Eukaryota; Fungi; Ascomycota; Lecanoromycetes; Lecanorales; Parmeliaceae
Exons: 14
Coding region: 1-7062 (2353 amino acids)
Biological process (GO): secondary metabolite biosynthetic process; fatty acid biosynthetic process
Molecular function (GO): 3-oxoacyl-[acyl-carrier-protein] synthase activity; oxidoreductase activity; fatty acid synthase activity
Source: RefSeq, a predicted model, not a curated record
AUGGCGCCUGAUAGCAAAGAGCUGAGCGGGGGCAACCUUGAGAAGGUCUCUACCAAGGGACACCAAGGCAGUCAGUACGAGCCGAUCGCUAUCGUUGGAAUGGGGUGUCAUCUUCCGGGCGACGUCUCAUCUCCAUCUGACCUCUGGGACUUUCUGCUUCAGGGUCGCUCGGGUCAUUCAAAGAUGCCUCAGUCUCGUUUCAAUGCCGAAGGGUUCUAUCACCCCGAUUCGAACCAUCCGAACAGCAUAAAUGCAACCGGAGGCUACUUCCUAACCGAAGACAUUCGAUCCUUCGACAACAGCUUCUUCGGAAUUAACAACUUGGAGGCUAAGUACAUGGAUCCACAGCAGCGCAAGCUUCUGGAAGUGGUACACGAAUGCUUCGAGAAUGCAGGUCUACCCAUGGAAAAGCGCUUGGGCGCCAACGUGGGCUGUUACGUUGCCAACUUCACUUCCGAUCACCAACUGUCGCAGGUGAAAGACCCUGAUUCCUUUCAUCGAUAUAGUGCUACUGGCAUGGGAAUUACGAUCCUUGCCAACCGUAUAAGUCAUGUUUUUGACCUGCGAGGUCCAAGUAUGGUGCUUGAUACUGCAUGCUCUUCAUCGUUGUACGCUUUACACACAGCGUGUACUGCCCUAAAUGCUGGCGAGUGUGACGGGGCCAUCGUUGCCGGCGCAAAUCUGAUUCAGUCGCCUGAGGUCCAUAUUGCAACUGUCAAGACGGGCGUCCUCUCAGGAACUUCGCAGUGCCACACAUUCGAUAAAUCAGCUGAUGGAUACGGGCGUGCCGAGGGUGUCGGUGCACUCUUCUUGAAAAGACUGAGUGAUGCCGUCCGAGACUCAGACCCAAUACGUUCUGUUAUUCGAGGCACCGCUGCCAACAGCAACGGCAAAACCAACGGUAUAACGCUUCCAAGCGCUGUAGGACAAGAGGCCGUCAUUCGGAAAGCAUACGUCAGAGCUGGCCUGGACCUGGAUGAAACAGAUUACGUCGAGGCUCACGGGACUGGAACGCCUGUCGGAGAUCCAAUUGAGAUAGACGCUUUAUCACGCGUGUUUCACCAUCGAAGUGGGCGGAGAACCCUAGUCGGCUCAUUAAAGCCAAAUCUGGGCCACAGUGAAGCUGUAAGCGGGAUAUCUAGUGUCAUGAAGGUAACGCUGGCACUUGAGAAUGGGCUCAUACCACGCACGAUCGGAGUCACCGACGUGAAUUCUGAGCUCCGCGUAGAUGAGCGAAACAUCAAGAUAGUCACGGAACCGACUCCUUGGCCGGAAAGCACGGCUCGGAGAGCCAGCAUCAACUCUUUCGGAUACGGUGGCGCUAACGCGCAUGUAAUUCUGGAAGCUGCUAAUGCUCACGUUCCCGAUGCUCCUCAGAACUCGAAUCCUCAGUGCCAUUCUCUUGGAACAGCAGUAUUACUGCCACUGUCCGCACACAGUCGACUGUCUUUGAACGAAUUUGUAGAAAAUCUCGCAUCUUCCAACAUUGGGAUUCAUCGUCUCGAGGACCUUGCUUUUACGUUAAGCUGUCGCCGUUCACAUUUAUCCUCACGUGGAUAUCUUCUCGUCACUCGAGAUACUAUAUCCAAUGACUUACACCCCAGUAGAUUGCAAACGUUAGAAGCUGCUAAAGAGCCCCUUAGACUCCCUCUUGCUUUUGUUUUCACCGGACAAGGAGCACAGUGGGCUACGAUGGGAAGUCAUCUCCUUGAAAGGUUCUCUACUUUUCGCCGUACGAUUCAAGAGCUGGAUACUUCCCUUGCCGGUCUUUCCAAUCCACCUUCUUGGACAAUCGAACGAGCGAUACGGGAACCGGAGGUGUCCAGUAUGAUACACGUUGUGUCACACUCUCAGCCUGUCUGUACUGCGAUCCAGAUAGGAUUGGUAAAUCUGCUAAAGGAAUGGGGGAUACUUCCACAAGCCGUCAUCGGGCACUCCUCGGGUACUCUUGCUGAUCAACUCUACGAAGACUGCACUGACACCGGAUUCUGUACAGGAGAAAUAGCGGCCACUUUUGCAGCUGGACACAUCACGGCGGCCGAAGCCAUCGCUGUUGCUUAUCACCGUGGGCAAAUCUUGUUGAGAUCUCCAUGCAGUGGCGCAAUGAUGGCGGUGGGUCUAGAAAGCAGUUCUGCUUUCAAGAUAUUGUGCGACACUGGAUAUCAAGAUAAGCUCGCCAUUGCGUGCGUGAAUUCACCCGAGAACGUUACAGUCAGCGGUGACGAAGAGGCCGUCGACGCCCUUGCUGCUUACUGUCAGGAACAAAACAUAUUCACAAGGAAAUUGAAGACAGAUGGAAGGGCUUAUCAUUCCAAGCACAUGUCCACCCUUGGCCCAGAUUACGAGAACAUGAUAUCAGAAACAACUUUUCAAACUGAGUCAUGUCAGUCAAAGUCGGCACAAAUUCCAAUGAUAUCGUCCAUAACGAGCAGACUUGUUGAGCCCAAUCAAACGAGGACCGCCAACUAUUGGCGCCAAAAUCUCGAAUCGCCUGUUGAUUUCUGUGGUGCGCUGAAAGUGCUGUUCUUGGACCAUAAGUAUCACAUCAUCGAAAUUGGACCUCAUCCGGCCCUGAGGCUCCCUAUUGCUCAGACGCAGAAGACGCUAGGCAUUGAGGAAAGUCACUGUCUUUACUCAUCGACUCUUUUUCGGGGCGUCAACUCGGUCAACAGCAUGCUUCAGCUCGCUGGAUCCCUUUUCCUGCGUGAACAUGAGGUCAACAUUGAAAGAAUAAAUCGCACAAAUUCCGCAUCGAGCGAACCCCCACGGCACGUUCUACACAGCUUGCCAAACCAGAAGUGGGUCUACGGCCCGCUGCUAUGGCACGAGUCACGCAUUAGCCGAGAGUCUCGCAGUCGUCAGAAUCCACGUCAUGAGCUCCUUGGGACACGGCUGCCCGGGGAUAACGGGAAGACAAUGACUUGGAGGAACUUACUAAAAAUCAAGGACGUGCCAUGGCUCGGAGACCAUAAACUCGGUCAGACAGUCGUAUUUCCUGCUGCGGGGUACUUAGCCAUCGCUGUUGAAGCACUCCAUCAAGCGCUUGGGCCUGACAGGCAUUUUGGUCCCGUACUCACCUUUCGCCAGGUGAACUUUGUCAAGGCACUGGCAAUGCUAGACGAGGGCUCGGAUGUGGAGAUGCUUACUGAGUUGAGACCGCUGCAGAUUUCCAGCACCACAACUUCAAAGGUGUGGUGGCAGUUCGAAACGAGUUCGCAUGACGGCCAUACUCCGACGACGCAUGCGAAUGGCUAUCUUGGCCUUGAAAUGACCUCCCAAUUUAUUUCGCCUACCCUGAACUUCUCCACUGCCUCGAUGGAGUGGCAACCCAUGCGGAAUUGGUACGAAAAGAUGCCAACUUGCGACAUAAAUCCUGGUUCCUCUUUCCACUCUUUGGCUGAGAUAAUGGUCGACAGAAUGAGAACUGCGCGUCAGACAGUGGCCAAGACGAUUUCGAGAUCAGAAGCUCUCCCCAGCCCUGGCGGGUGUCCUCACUAUUUCAUUCAUCCCACUACUAUUGAUGCAUGCCUACAGACAGCGUGGAUCGCUAGCACAGCUGGAUUGAUCGAGGAUUUGAAGGGAUUAGUUCCAGUGUCCAUAGGAUCCAUCAAGAUGGCCACAUCUAUAGAUCGUUUUCCGCCGGGGGCGCGCAUUAUUCGCGGUGUCUCCGAGCCUGUUGGGUUUCAAUCGGCCAGAUUUUCGUCAGAGCUGUACGACUCGGAGGGCAAUGUCCACCUCCAGAUGCAAGGCAUGCGAGCCGUUCCGUACCAAGAAGGCGCGACUCAGACUGUUUUGUCCGGAGAGCGCUAUCCUAUGCUUCGAGUCCUUUGGAAGCCAGAUCUGUCGUUACUAAAGGCAGACGACUCAACAGUUUUGGAGACUUGCGCUGAUAAGCUUCCUCUCAUUCAGAAGAUGUUUUCGGAUACUGAUACAAGGACCGUUGCAGGAGUUUUGGAUCUUCUGGCUCAUAAGAAUCCAGAUAUGAAAAUUCUGAUGCUUGGCAAAUACAGUAAAGAGGUCACUUCAAGCUUCCUGGAGAUGCUCCACGCAAAUACUUCUUUGAGGAGGUUUGGUUCUUUUACUUGGGCUUCCUUGACGGUCUCAGGGCAAUUAGUCUGUGAGGACAGCAAAGAAAACGUCAAUCAUCGAUACAGCAUUGACGCUGCCGCAAUUCAACAAGGAGCACUGUUCGACGCCAUCGUCAUGCCAACUACUGCAUGCAUAAAACCCUGUCUCGAGGACAACUUAGAGAAACUUCUUGGCUAUCUGGCGGAUUCUGGAAGCUUGCUCUUCGUGGCUGACCCUGCAAUGACUGCACAAAAAGUGCCUAGUGGUUUUUCGAAGAUACUAGCACCCGUGAGAGACUCGAAGAAUAAAGUAGUCACUCUCACUCGAGCUCGUCGUUAUGAAGGGCCUAAAAUAAUUGCGCGUUCCACGACCGUAAUACUGAUUGGACAUAUACAGGAUAGUGCCUUUAAUGACGCGCUGAAGACAAGUAUCUCGAGCACUCAUGGUUAUGAGGUUGUACGCGUGUCCUUAUCUGACAUCGCCGAAGCGACGUUGCCGGCAAAAUCAAUUGUCGUCUCCACGAUUGAACUUCGGAGGCCGAUUGUGGGUACUAUGAGUGCAGCUGAUCUAGAUUGCCUUAAGCUUCUAGUGGAAAAGGCAUCAAUUAUCUUGUGGGUCUCGGGUGGUAAUCUGUACAAUGCCGAGCGCCCGGAUUUUGCACCGGUAUUUGGACUUUCACGAUCCGUACUGCUGGAACUACCAUCGAUCAAAUUCGUCGUUCUUGACAUUGAUACUACACGUGAGGAGCUGAGGUCAGCAGAGAGUAAUAUCCCAAUGCUGUUGGAGCAGGCGAUUCAUAAUCCUAGAAUGGACCUCGAAUACUUACAGCACAUGGGCAUCCUGCACGUUAGCAGAUUCAUCCCGGACCAUUCCAUGAGUCGCCGAUUUCGGGAGAAGCAGGACGAAGAGGCUGUAGACCUACUGCUGAAAGACGUGGGGGUUUGCCAACUAUCGAUCAAGCACUUGGGCCAAUUGGAUACAAUUCAAUUUGUCACCAGUCCAGAGCAAAACAGCCCUUUGGAGGCAGAUUUCGUUGAGGUACAAGCAAAGAUCUUGGGCCUUAAUGCAAAGGAUGUCCAUGUGAUGUCCGGCCGCAUUGACACGAAGAAUGGAACAUGCUCAGCAGAGAUUGCCGGCAUCGUCAGAAGGGUUGGCUCGCAAGUAACAAAGUUUGCGGCUGGAGAUCGAGUGGUUGUCAUGGCUCCUAACCACUUCGCUACUGUCGAGAAAGUGCCAGAGUGGGCUUGCUGCAAGCUGCGCGAUAAUGAAAACCUUGCCUUGAUGGCAACCAUCCCUGGCGUAUUUUCCACGGCUUUGUAUGCUUUGCAUCACCGCGCACGUCUCGAGCAUGGGGAGAUCUUUGCUACUGUGAGCACGACGGAGAAGAAGCGAUUCCUGAUCGAAACCUUCGGUCUUGAUGAGGAUCAUAUCUUCUCAUCUCGAGAUUCCAGUUUCCUUCCUGCGGUCUUGCGUGCCACCUUUGGGCGUGGAGUAGACGUUGUGCUCAAUUUCCUUACCGGCGACCUUUUACACGACAGCUGGCGCGCCUGCGCAGACUUCGGUCGCUUUGUAGAGAUCGGGAAGCGAGACAUCCUGGAUGGCGGUAGACUGGACAUGGAGAUAUUUGAACGUGGAAUCACCUUCACCGCUUUCGACCUUUCUGCUUUAUAUUAUUCUACUAGCCUCAGUCGUCGGGCUAUAUGGCAAGCCCUGUUACACGAGAGUGUAGAGCUUUACAGGUAUGGAAGAAUCAAGUUUUUUCCGCCGCCUCAAAUAUUCGACAUUUCGGACGUUGUCAAAGCUUUUCGAGCUGUUUCGCUCAGUUCCCGGAUUGGCAAGAUCGCUGUUUCCUUGGAAAAUCCUGAUAGCGUGAUACCAUUUGUACGUCCCAGAUACGAUACAAGACUGGAUCCAAACAAAAGCUAUUUUCUUGUUGGAUGCCUCGGCGGCCUGGGCAGAAGCUUGACCAGAUGGAUGUUUGGCCGAGGCGCGCGCAGCUUCGUUUUCUUAGGGCGCUCAGGCACUGAGAAACGUGAGGCUAUAGACCUAGUUGAAGAUCUUCGCAAGAGUGGCGCACAAGUCCGUGUGGUCUGUGGCGAUGUGACCGUCUACAAAGACGUUGAACAUGCCAUUGCCCAAAUACCUGGAACCAUCGGAGGAGUUGUCCAGGCUGCAAUGGGACUCGAUGAGGCAUUGUUUGCUACAAUGUCAAGUGAAAAAUGGCGAAAAGGUGUCGAUCCGAAGAUUCAGGGAACUUGGAAUAUUCAUAACGCACUCAAGGAGAAGGACGGCCACCUUGACUUCUUCAUAUUGACGAGCUCAAUCUCAGGAAGUGUAGGAACCGCCACGGAGAGUAAUUAUUGUGCCGCCAACGCAUUUAUGGACACUUUCGCCAGAUAUCGACGGAGCCUGGGUCUGCCUGCGAUAUCAAUUGGGUUGGGGAUGAUUUCUGAGGUCGGCUAUCUGCAUGAGCAUCCCGAUAUUGAAGCCUUGCUCUUGCGCAAAGGGCUUCGGGCCAUCACCGAGAGCGAGUUGUUGCAAAUCAUGGAUAUUGCUCUAACAGAAAAAUUUCUUAGCAACCAGUCGUAUGGCAGCGAGCAUUUUAUACAAGGCCAUGUUCUUACCGGCCUCGAGGCGCAAGGCUUGCAGGACAUUCGAAGGAAAGGUUUCGAAGGGGGGAGCCAUGUUCUGGACGACCGACGCACUUCAAUAAUGGCCCGAGCUCUUUCUGAUGGUAGCAGCGGAGGCAUGAGCAGUGUCAUCCAAGAGGGUCCGGGCAGUGGCCACCUGCCAAAGUCCAUCGCUGAAGCUCUUGCUGCGGAUAAGAUCGACGGCGGCGCUCUCACUAGAGCUCUCGAAUCAAUCGUGGGGCAGAACAUCAGCAACUUGCUCUUGUUGUCGGCCAACCAGCUCAAUGCCAAGAGCUAUCUGUCCAAAUUUGGGCUAAAUUCUGUGUUGGCGGCAGAGUUCAGGUAUCAUCUACCGUGUCUUUGA